AUGGGACGAAUAGUAUACGCGGAAGAAUGUUUAUUAAGCUAUUUAGAAUCGUUAGCUCAAUCAGACGCUUACACGGUUGGACUUAUUUUGGGACAGAGUACCGAGGAUACAGAUUAUGUGAUACACUUGGCACGUACCCCUCCACCAGCAUCAAAAGACGUUAUUGAAGAAACUUUGAUAGGUUCAACGACGAGCCUUCAUCAAGAAUCGCCGGUCCAAUUUAUUAAGUCAAUUAAAGAUGUUCCAAGCAGCUGGGUCGCAGAUCAUGCGAAACAUGUUACGCGAAUGUUACCAGGUGGUAUGUGGGUUCUUGGAAUUUUCAUUGUUGGUCCGGAUGAUUGUUUAAAUAACAAUGAUUCAACUCAAAGACUAAGAUCAAUUGUUACAGCAAUACAUCAGAAUUUAGAAUUUGAUCAAUAUCUUUAUGGAAAUAAUCCAUACGACAAUAUUGUUCUUGAAUUUAAUAGCAGAACUAAAAGGUUCUCAUGUAAAUCUUUUGAAGCUAACGGUAGUGGGCCUUUGAAAAAUGCUGAUGUUAAAUUUCAAUCGAAAAUCACAAAGUGGUAUCAGUUGGAUACUCAUGUAGAUUUCGAUCAGAUGUAUCCAAUUAUUAAAGAUCAAGAGUCUGAAUCAUUGAAGAAACAGCUUCAAAAUAUUCUUAAAGAUAUUUCGUCUAAAAUAGAAUCGUCAAUUGUCGUCCUGGAAGGUGAAUCGAUGGCGUUAGAUGAUCCUAUUGAAAUACUAGGAGAGAAGAAAAAAAAAGAUAGGAAAGAAUCAAAAAGUAAUGACACUAAUUUUAAUAAUAGAGUACUUCAAGCGGUUAUUUACAUUCCAAGUUUGCCUAACAAAUCAAAGACUUUAGAAAUAAAGCGUACAAGCUUCUGUGCAUCAAUCAAGUUACAAGGGCAAUUAAUUAGCAGAACUUUUGUUCACCAAUCAUCAACAAUUGGUGAAGCUGCAAGUGCAAUUAAACAUGAUAUUAUGAGAUCAAUGGCCAGUAGGUUAGAAAUGCAUGCCGACAGUUUAAUUGAAGAAGAAAACGGCUUGCCAGAAGACAACAUUACACUUCAUGAACCACCACGAAGGGUACUUGUAGCUUUACCAAAAAGUAGAAUAACUUUAUCAGACUACUUAUUCCCCGGUGAAGGUCCUCAAGAAGCUUUAAUAUCACUUCAAGAACUUCUAGAUCUUGAGGUACAAGAGAGUUGUGUUCAAAAAGAUUUUGAAUUGCAAGCGAAUCCAGCUGAAUUUUAUUCACAAAAUGAAAUAGUUACUGAACCCACUGAGCAAAAUAAAUAUUCAGAUAAUAAUUCAUUAUUUUUAUAUAUAUCAGGAUUAAUUGUAGCAUUAUCAAUUCUUGUUAUUUCCAUUUUAAUACAUUAUUUUUACUAA
Molecule: messenger RNA, 1392 nt
Organism: Cotesia congregata
Lineage: Eukaryota; Metazoa; Arthropoda; Insecta; Hymenoptera; Braconidae
Source: the annotation of a GenBank genome assembly